Diospyros lotus (date-plum) is the source of this 1984-nucleotide messenger RNA. RefSeq names its product polyphenol oxidase, chloroplastic-like. The transcript has 3 exons. Gene Ontology annotation, molecular function: catechol oxidase activity. The record is from RefSeq and is a predicted model, not a curated record. Lineage: Eukaryota; Viridiplantae; Streptophyta; Magnoliopsida; Ericales; Ebenaceae. Gene Ontology annotation, biological process: pigment biosynthetic process. Bases 94 to 1842 code for a protein of 582 amino acids.
GUGGAAUAGUCGUAAGGUACAUGCACCCUUGCACUAUAUAUUAGGUCUAGGUCUCAUCUCUCCAUGGUGAAUCCCUAAUCAAACUAAGCCACCAUGGCCUCUCUUCCACCGCCAACCACUGCCGCCGCCCCCUCCCCCUCUACAUGUCCAUUCUUCGGGAAACCAUUGCAUAUUUCAACAAUCGGAACGAACAAGCAAUGGUCUAGGGUCUCAUGCAGACGCAAAGAUGGCGACCUGAGAACAUCGCAGGACAAGUUUGACCGGAGGGAUGUGCUUAUCGGGUUGGGAGGCCUUUACGGCGCCACCACACUCGCCGCCGACCGGUUAGCCACGGCCGCUCCGCUGACGGCUCCGGAUUUGUCCAAAUGUGGUGCGGCGGACUUGCCCGCCGGGGCAGAACCGAUUAAUUGUUGUCCUCCGGUCACCAAAAAGAUCGUCGACUUCAAGCCUCCUCCGGCAUCCAACACCAUGAGAAUCAGGCCAGCGGCCCAUUUAGUCGACAAGGAAUACCUGGCCAAAUUCUCCAAAGCUAUUAAACUCAUGAAGGAGCUUCCUGACGAUGAUCCACGCAACUUCAAGCAACAAGCCAAUAUCCAUUGCGCUUACUGCGACGGAGCCUACGACCAAAUCGGGUUCCCGGAUUUGGAGAUCCAAGUCCACAACUCCUGGUUCUUCUUUCCCUGGCACAGAUACUAUCUCCACUUCUUCGAGAAGAUUCUGGGAAAAUUGAUCGACGACCCGAAUUUCGCCAUGCCGUUUUGGAACUGGGAUUCUCCCGCCGGCAUGAGAAUGCCAGCGAUCUACGCGGACUCCAGCUCGCCACUCUACGACAGCCUCCGCGACGCCAACCACCAGCCGCCGACGGUGGUGGACCUCGACUUCGACGGCACCGAUUCGAAUACCGCCGAUAAGCAGCAGAUUUCGAGUAACCUGACUAUCAUGUACAGACAGGUGGUUUCCAGUGCCCGGACAGCGAAGCUGUUUCUCGGCAGCCCAUACCGCGCUGGCGACGAGCCCAAUCCUGGAGCCGGGUCGUUCGAAAAUAUUCCUCAUGGCCCGGUUCAUCUUUGGUGCGGCGACCGAACCCAGCCUAAUGUAGAGGACAUGGGCAACUUCUACUCCGCCGGAAGAGACCCAAUAUUCUUUGCUCAUCACUCCAAUAUUGAUCGGAUGUGGACAAUAUGGAAUGGCUUGGGAGGAAAACGCAACAACUUCACCGAUUCAGACUGGUUAAACACACAGUUCCUGUUCUACGACGAGAACGCUCAGCUCGUCCGAGUGGCGGUGAAGGACUGUCUCGACUACAAGAAGCUCGGGUACGCAUACCAAGACGUUGAAAUUCCAUGGCUGAAGUCUCAGCCAACCCCUAAGGUCUCGAAGCUUUCGAGGAAGACCAAGAAAGCGAGCGUGGCAAUGGCCGCCGAAACCUCCAUCUCCACCGCCGCCGACUUCCCCAAAACGCUCGACAAGCCGCUGAGAGUGAUGGUGAAGAGGCCGAAGAAGUCAAGGAGCAAGAAGCAGAAAGACGAAGAAGAGGAGAUCCUGGUGAUAGAAGGGAUAGAGCUGGAUCGAGACGGGUUCGUGAAGUUCGACGUCUUCAUCAACGACGAAGACGAGCCGGUGAUCCGGCCCGAGAACACCGAGUUUGCCGGCAGCUUCGUGAACGUGCCGCAUAAGCAUGGAAAAGAUAGGAAGAAGAUAAAGACUCAGCUUGUUCUGGGCAUAAGCGAGCUGCUGGAGGAUCUGGGAGCCGAUGACGAUGACAGCGUGCUGGUUUCGCUGGUUCCGAGAGCAGGGUGCUCCAACGUCACCAUUGGAGGUGUGAAGAUCGAGUUCGAUUAGCUGCUAGGUAGAUUAAUUGGUAAAGGAAGAAUGCAUUGUGGUGUUACUCUUUGAGUUUGAAAUUUCGUAUUUGAGUGAUGACCAAAAGGUAGUUCAGCAAAUAAAUAAAGAAUGAUCUUGAAAAAUGAAAAAAAAUUUGUCA